This is a messenger RNA of Grammomys surdaster, 2820 nucleotides long. Its product is annotated as NXPE family member 1-like. Lineage: Eukaryota; Metazoa; Chordata; Mammalia; Rodentia; Muridae. The record is from RefSeq and is a predicted model, not a curated record. The transcript is spliced from 8 exons. Bases 480 to 2186 code for a protein of 568 amino acids.
GGUUGAGCCAGAGAGCUCCCGGGCCAGCCUCAGCUUCUGUGAGUCAAGACUCAUGGUCCUCACUGCCUCGGGCUUCAUUGACGUGGCUACCUUUGAAUCAGGAGUGUUUCUUCCUAUUCUGAUACUGAAGUUGGGGGUUGAAGUCUAUAUGCCAAGAAGCCAAGUUCAGCCACCCAUCCUUGAGAAAUCAAUUUAAGAAGCCAAAUGAGUAAGUAGUAGCACUAGGCAUCCAAGGAGGUGUAUUUGACGCGAACAUAUUGAGAAGAGGGACAACGACAUCCAGCAACUUCACUGAAGUCUACCUUCGGGUUCUGAAAGGAGACCAGUCUCAGUAGCAUCGUGGAAAUGCAUGCCUAAGCAGUCCCAACAAGAGUAAUUUAGACUCCGCCCCCACGAGAAUCUCCACUUCAAGAUUCAUACUUAGUGUUUGGCAACACAAGAGUCACUGCGGGACCAACUUUGUUUAAAGGACACGGACCAUGUUCUCAAAUAUAGUGUGUCAGAAAAUGCUGCUAACGUUCUUGUUGUUUUUAGUAAUUGCCUGGAUAAUAUUUGCAAUUUCUCAAAAUUCUGCAAAGCUUUGGACCACUCUAAACACAUCCAUAUCUUUCCAUCCCUGGAACACAUGCAUGAAAUCCUCCUCUUCUGAAAUUCCAAUGAACCAGUCAAAGUUAUCAACAGAGAUUAAGAUAAGAGAGGAGACCCCAAAAACCACAGGCCACAAACAAGACAAGUCACCAACAGAGACAGAGCUGAAAGUCAGGGAGAUUCUGGAGAAGCUGGAUCGACAGAUCCCUCCCAGACCCUUCGUCCACCUCAACAACACAACAAGCGCUACACACAGCACAGCCACCAUCCUCAACCCUCGAGAUACAUACUGCGUGGGAGACCAGCUGGACGUCUUGCUGGUGGCCAAGGACUAUUUUGGUCACAGGAAGGAGUAUGGUGGGGACUUCCUGAGAGCCAGGAUGUCCUCCCCAGCCCUGAAGGCAGGUGCUUCUGGAAAGGUGACAGACUUCAACAAUGGCACCUACCUCGUCAGCUUCACUCUGUUCUGGGAGGGCCCUGUCUCCCUGUCUAUCCUGCUCAUGCACCCCAGUGAAGGAGUGUCAGCUCUCUGGAGAGCCAGGAACCAAGGCUAUGGCAGAAUUGCCUUCAAAGGUACUUUUAUUAAUGGCACAUCCCAGGUCACAGCUGAAUGUGGCCUGACCCUAAACUCAAACAAUGAGCCAUGCAAAUACCUGUACCGUGGUGGUGAGCAAGUCUUCUAUUGCAUGAAACCUCAGCACAUGCCCUGUGAGGCCCUGACCCACGUGUGUACCAGGCAGCAAGGUGUUUCUUAUCUCACUGCCAAAGAAAAAGACCUUUUUCAGAAGUCCAACAUAGGAGUUGAAAUGAUGAAGCACCCUAAAAAUAUUGCUGUCUCCCAAUGCAACAAGAGUGAAAACGUGAGAAAGAAAUGUGAGAUUGGAAUGGAGAUUCCCACACCUAGCGGUUACACUUUACGAAGAAGGUGGGUAACAGCCCAGUGCACCCAGCGUCAGUUAACCUCAAGUCAGAUAAAUGACUGUUUAAAGGGAAAACUCAUUUACCUCCUGGGAGACUCCACGCUGCGCCAAUGGAUCGAAUACCUUCCCAAUGUUGCAAAAACAUUGAAACCUUUUGACCUUCAUGGAACUGGAUUAUAUAAGAAACAUCUGCUUUUGGAUGCUGAAAGGCACACACUGGUUCAAUGGAAGAAACACAGCCACCCUUUCAUCACUGUCCAGCUCUACUCUGUGAUAGAUGAUGGCUAUAUUCCUCAGGAAAUUGACCGCUUACCGGGUGACAAAGAUACUGUCAUAGUCAUUACCUUGGGUCAACACUUCAGACCCUUCCCCAUGGAACUUUUCAUUCAUAGAGCCAUCAAUAUCCAAAAGGCUAUUGAGCGGCUCUUCCUCAGAAGUCCUGACACUAAAGUCAUCAUUAAGACAGAAAAUGUUAGGGAGAUGAACCUAGAUACAGAGAAAUUCGGAGACUUCCAUGGUCAUAUUCAGUAUCUAACCACAAAGGAGAUUUUCAAAGACCUUCAUGUGGGUACCAUUGAUGCCUGGGACAUGACCAUUGCAUGUGGUAGCAAUAUUCUCCAUCCACCUAAUGAAGUGAUUGGAAAUCAGAUUGAUGUGUUUUUAAACUACAUUUGCUAAAAAUACAUCAGUAGGAGCCAAUGUUGCCCAGCCAUACCACGUGAUUCAUCAAUGAAGCUUUAUUCAAUUUAGGAUUUUUUUUUUAAAAAAAUCAAAUUUAAAAGAACCUGUCUUGGAAUAGAGAUGCAGGCGACUAAGCUGAGAGGGUGUUUGCUCAGCAUGCAUGAAGCCUGGGGUUCAACUUUCAGCACCACAUAAGCAGGGCAUAGUGGCACACGCUUGUAAUUCCAAGACUCAGGAAGAUCAGAAGUUAAGGUAAUCUUUGUUAUAUAGUCAGGUCAAGAAGAGCCUUGGCUACAUGAGAAUAGUCCUUGAUUAAAAAUAAUAGUCAUGAUCGUGACAGGAAAUGUAUCUAAAAACAGUAACUACAGAGAGGGAAUAAAGCCAGGAACACUAGGUGCGAAGGACAAUCUUAGAAUAUACUGUUUACCUCUGUGUUGAAAAACACCUUUAUUUGUUAGACAAGCUUGAAUCAUGAUUUCUGUUACUCUUGGCUAAACCGAAUGAUAGGAAGUGUCAAAGAGAACAGCAUGUCAUUGUCAUUAUUUUUUAUUAAAUUUUUUUUAUUAAAAAAUGUUUUCUGAGCCGGGCGGUGGUGGCGCACGCCUUUAAUCCCAGCACUUGGGAGGCAGAG